Athene cunicularia (burrowing owl) is the source of this 3225-nucleotide messenger RNA. It is a transcript of the gene C4H4orf33, whose product is annotated as chromosome 4 C4orf33 homolog. Bases 52 to 651 code for a protein of 199 amino acids. Lineage: Eukaryota; Metazoa; Chordata; Aves; Strigiformes; Strigidae. The transcript is spliced from 7 exons. The record is from RefSeq and is a predicted model, not a curated record.
GCUGGGGAGCCGAGUUUCUUUUCCUUGUCGCGACGAAUAUGUGGAGGCUAUAUGAAGAUGGAAUUUACAAUUAAGCACACAUGGGAUGGUUUACCUGUGAGCCAUGAGCCAGUAACGAUUGGGCUGAAGUCGGACAAGGCAGGACUGCUAAUGGAAGUUAAUGCUCCCUUCUUUAAUGACCCUCCAGCACCCCUUGGAGAGCCAGGGAAACCUUUUAGUAGACUGUGGGACUAUGAGGUUGUAGAAGCAUUUUUCCUGAGUGACAGAACGGAACAGUAUUUAGAAGUUGAACUUUGUCCCCAUGGACAACACUUGUUGCUGCUGCUUUCUGGCAAAAGAAGAGUAUGGAGAGAAGAACUUCCUUUAGAGUUUGAGGUGACAAGAAUGAAAGCCAAAUGGGAGGGCAAAGCUCAUCUUCCGUGGAAUUAUUUUCCACCAUGUACGAACAAGUUCAAUGCAUUUGCAAUUCAUGGUUCAGGAGAAGAGAGACAAUAUGAAGCGCUUCAUCCUGUGCCUCGACAUGAACUACAAGAAGGACAGAAACCAGAUUUUCAUCGCCUGGAAUUUUUCAAGGAUUUGAACCUGAAAGGUCUAAUGGGAGAAGACUGGCAGCAGCCUGAAUCAGAUAUAUGGAAGUGUCUCACUAAUUAAAUGAAUUGAGACAUCUAUUUUUAUAGCAUUAGGGUUGGAUGGAGCUGUGUGGAAACAACUUACUCAUUCUGAGAGGAGUUUGUAAACAUCAGAUUUCCUUGACACCAAAAUCACUGAUCAAUUUUAAAACCAACUGUAAAGUAUCUGGGCCAGCUGAUUAUAAAUAUAUGAAGUAUGCAACGGUUUGUGUUUCAGUUUAGCUGGGGUGUGCAGGUUUUCAUCUGUGCAAGAGAUGAAUCUUAACAACAAAGGGUAAAAAAUGCUAAAAUUACAACUGUGUUUUCAUAAGAACUCUAAGCCUGACAAGGCCAAUAUCUGUCUUGGAAUCAUUCAGUUUCCUGUAGUUGCUGCAUUUCUCCUGUGUUUGGUGCUUGUUUGUUUCUCUGCUGUUGAAUGAGAUUAUGUGCCUAAAUUUUUUGAUUGCAAUCAGGAGAAAGAAUGCCUCCUUCAGGAACAGAAAAGAGUAUAGCUAUCAUGGCAUUCUGUGGCCCAGUAUUUGCACUGCAAGAUGCUGUGGAGAUAUAACACUAUCCUUUCCUGUACCUUCCUACACCUGAAGUUUUCCCUUGCAAUAGUGCUGAAGGGGGAGCUUAAUCUGCAUUAUUUUAUUAGCAGACCUCUGCUUCAAAUUCAGUGUGGAAUUCAUAGUGAUAUUUAGAGGAUAGAUUUACAGAAGGUUUUAUAUAUUCUAGGAAAUGUUUCUGGGACAAAUAAUGUUCAGUAAAACCUUUUGAUACAGUUGUGUGCCUGCAAAAGCUUGUUUGUUUCAAGACCUUGUCACAUCACCUUAAGGAUUCAGCUCAGGCAUAAGAGAAUUUUGUUUGCGUGCCACGUAACGUUGGAAUGGUCUCUAAUGGUAUGUGCCUACAUUUUCUACAUAUGGGCAUGAAUUCAACAGUACUGAAUACUGUUAGAUGGUAACAUCUAAUCUGUAAACUCUUACACGAUUUACAAAUGCGAUGUUCCUUUUUUUGUCUAGCAUAGUAAGUGCUGCUUGGUUGUGGCUGCUGACUUGAUCUUACAUAAAUUAGUUUACAAAAUGGAACGCUUAGCCACUAACCACUCCCUACAGCUGAAAAAUAGGUGACUUCAAAAUCAAACCUCUUUGGUUUAGUUCAGAAUGAGGAGUCAGACCUCAGUCCUUUACUAGAAAGAGGACUUCCUGCAUCAUGCUGCAAUGUCAUCAUGACAGGGUAAAAGGUGGUCACGUCUCUAGUUUUGUGAGGAAAAUUUUUUUGGGGAGUCUGAGGAAAAUAUGGCUCAGUCAUAACUGAGGAAGUAUCUUUCAGAAGUUAUGUUCUGAGGAUAUGGUGCGGGGUCUCAUCCUUUUGGGUAGCAUUUUCUACUGAACAGUUUAGAAUCCUACAAGUUCCUGUAACGGACUGAUGUUCUUGUAAGUCUCACAUCCUGCUCAAAGCAGGGCUAUUGUUGAAGCUAGGUGAGUUUGCUCAGAACUCAACUAGUUCUGUUAUGAAAAGUUACCUGAUUGCCAUUUCCCAUGCUGCACCUUCAGUCCAUUGCCUUUUGUCCUUUCUCUGUGCAUGUCCAAGAAGAGUGACUUUGUAACUAUCGAUUAGGUAACUGAAAUUUGUUCCCCGUGGAUUUCUUUAAAUGUUAUCAUUCUCAGGUUGCCUUCUGUGAGUCUUGUUAUUAAAUACCUUCCACGCAGAUAAUACUGACAAAUGACUUAAAAGUGUAACUUGGGUUGUAACUUGGAGGCAGAAAUGUUCCCAGGCCUUUCUUGUUUAUUUAGCUCAUAAAUGGUUCUAAAAAACUUCUGGGUAGCUUUAGAUAUCAAAAUGCCUGUAAAGUAUUGCACAAGACUGCACACUCUAAGUCAUGUUACUAAAAGGAUUCUCAGUUCUCUCCUGAGCUUGUAUGCAGUAAUAACCAUAGUCUGAUGGUCAUGUUUUCUUUGCUGUCUUUAAAUUUAACUCUACCUGUAAAUUCUGCCUGAGAAGAAAGGAUGGGUAUAUCCUGCGUUUGUGAAGAACAUCUCAGUGUGAUUGUCUGAGCUAGAAUGUUACUUCAGAGGUUUUGUCUGGCUUUAGAUUCUCUCCAUGUACUUUAAGUUUUACAGAACUAUACUUUCAAAUUUAAGGAUAUUAGGCUUUUUCAUAUGCAGACUUUGACAUGUCAAUGCACUCAGCCAUCCAGUUGUUUUUGCUCUCUUUUAAUUAGAUGUUACAGAUUCCUUGCUAUAAAGUGCCAUCUAUUGAAAAUUGUAAAUAUUGUACAUUCAAUUGUUUGGUUUCUUUUCUACUUUCAAUCCAUAUACAGUUUUCUAAAGAAUGACAUCAGUCUGAAAUAUUGAAUAAUCCAGUAAAUGUUGAUUAAAAAUGUCUUUUAGAUACUGACAUCUCAAAGCUGCUUUUGAAAUUUUGGUCAAAAAGAAAGAUUCACUCAACUUUUAGAUAUUAUUUUAAGCAGUUUGUCAAAACAGUGUGUGCAGAAGUUGGAAAUGAGCUUACUGUUUUUCUCACAAAGAUUGUUUUCACAUGAUGAAUGAUGUUUUUGCAUGUAAAGGACAGUAAAUCAAAUUAUUUAUUCAGAAGCUUCAUCUGGUAUUCAUUC